AUGACAACACCACCACCACCAAAAGAGACCGAGCAAGUCAACUUCAGUGACGGAAGCACCAGGACUCUAACUCAGUUCCGUUGUCCCAAAUAUUCAUGCUCGAAACCUGAACCGAAAGAGCCAUCACAACAUCAACAGCCCUUUGCUUCGAGGGCUUGGGCAUAUCUCAAUGAAGAUGUUCGCCCUUCACACUUUGCUGAGAUGCAGCUUGUGCUGUUAACGUUUUGUAUUGGGUUGCAAGACUUCCACGCCUUCGCCUCCAACCAAACCGGCAACACCGUCUUCCUAAUGCUCGCCAUUGCCCUCCCGCAAUUCAACCCCUCCAUGUUCAUCACCGCCAACAUCGGGUGCUCCCUCGGUUUCUUUCUCGGUUCCGCCUGGCUUACCGGGCAGUUAGGGCACAUCAUCGGCCCGCGCCGACGCUUAUGGCUUUUGGUAACCAACACGAUCCAAACUUGUUUGGUGUUCAUCGCCGCCGCUUUACAGUUUGGUAGUCACCACACCAACACCCCCGGCAAGGACCUUUUUGAGAGCGGUAGCUUGGACGGAUGGGAUGCAGUGACGGGAACCAGGACACUCAUUUGCAUCGCUCUGCUAGCCUCAGCGGCUGGGUCACAGGUUGUACUGUCAAGAAGUCUGAACAUGACGGAGAUUACCACCGCCAUGGCGACGGCUGCUUGGUUGGAUCUUGUCAUUGACAAAAACAUGUUCAGAUCGCUCAAGAAGAACAAGGGGAGAAACAGACGGAUGGCGUUCCUGACUGCUUUGGCGGUCGGGAGUCUUUGUGGUGCGUAUAUUUAUCGGGAGGUGGGGAGUGCGGUGGUGAUCACGAUUUCGGGAGGUGGGAAGGCGGUUGUUUUGGGGAUGUUUUUGUGCGCUCCCGGGGAGAAAGUGAAAAAGGGGGAUGAGGAGAGGGGGAAUGUUAAUGAGAAGGAGGGAAAGGUUAAGAGUAAUGUUAUGGCGAAGGAGGGUGCGGGUGCUGUGAAGGGGGGCGAUGGGAAUGGGAGUGGGAGUGGAAGUGGAAGUGAUGAGGAGGUGGAGGUGGAAAGAAGGGGACCUGGACGGGGGGAUGAAGCGGUUUAA
Sordaria macrospora k-hell is the source of this 1083-nucleotide messenger RNA. The record is from RefSeq and is a predicted model, not a curated record. Lineage: Eukaryota; Fungi; Ascomycota; Sordariomycetes; Sordariales; Sordariaceae.